This is a messenger RNA of Trichoderma harzianum CBS 226.95, 1560 nucleotides long. RefSeq lists its product as hypothetical. Gene Ontology annotation, biological process: regulation of DNA-templated transcription. The record is from RefSeq and is a predicted model, not a curated record. The transcript has 3 exons. Lineage: Eukaryota; Fungi; Ascomycota; Sordariomycetes; Hypocreales; Hypocreaceae. Bases 1 to 1560 code for a protein of 519 amino acids. Gene Ontology annotation, molecular function: zinc ion binding; DNA-binding transcription factor activity, RNA polymerase II-specific.
AUGGUGCGAUUAGAGGAUCUACCGGGAAAAACGGCAACGAGAAGAGCUGUUAGAACCAAAGUAAGAACCGGAUGUAUUACGUGUCGAAUCCGACGCGUUAAAUGCGAUGAAGGAAAGCAAAGUUGCAACAGGUGUCUGUCUACGGGUAGGGUUUGCGAUGGAUAUGAUUUAACCGUUCGAGUCGUCAAUCCAUUGGGCAGGGCUCGGCAAAAAGGUGUAGCAAGAGCUUCUGGUGAUUUGACUAUGCCGCCAACACUACUGAACAGCAUAUUGGGAACUGAAACGGAGAAAAACUUCUUUUACACCUGCAGACGUGCAACUGAAUCAGGUGUAGCUUUACAUAUAUGCUGCGUUACAUCAUUCUGGACCCGACUCGCACCGCAGCUUAGCCAUGAAUACGACGCAGUACGCCACGCAGUUAUAGCAGUUGGCGCCGCUUACCACUUGCACAAGGUGGCCGAUAUAACCUCAAUACCACGAGGCACGAAAGAGAAAAUUGAAAUAUUUAUACUUCAACAAUACAACAAGUCUAUCUCUAUCUUACGACAGGAUAUUUUACAGAAGCGCUACAUUUGCGAUACCGGAGUCGUUCUAAUAUGUUGCCUCGCAUAUAUUUAUCUGGAGAGUCUUCGCUUGAACCAUGCAGCGGCCAUAAAGCAUCUCAAAAAUGGAAUACACAUCAUCGAAUCGUCGGUUGACCUCAAAAGUCUACGUAACCACACUUCAGCUAGCCAUCGCCAUAAGGGAAAGAGCGCGAUUCUGUCUACCCAAGAUUUAUGGGGCAUCGUCUUACAAUUUCGGAACUGUGAGCUAUGCAUGCACUGCUUCUCAUCGGAGGUCCCCAUGACUUUGGGGAGCAAGCUAUAUGAGAAGCACUCAGUCAAUACAGCCGCCGCUCAACCCAAGUCUAUCAGAAGCAUUGCGGAGGGCCAUGAAGCAAGGAUUCAAUUGGCCAGUGAGGUCAUGUCUUGCGACUGGCAGUGGCAAGCAUUCAAGCACCAACCCACAUUUUGGGUAGAAAGCCAUGUUCACCAGGAACUAUCUUCCCUUCGGCAACGAGGUCGUUUUAUUGACUUAAGCCUGCAAGCAUAUAUGUCCAGUCCAGCUGCUCCUAGCAAAGGAACUUGGGAGUACUAUAGUCUUUGCAUGGAUAUGCUUCACACUGUGUCCAUCUUGGCUGUAAUUGAGCUCAUGCCAGUACCCCCCGAAGAGCAUGCUAUUCUGGUGCAUUCGGCGAGUUUUCAGAACGAGAUUCUUGGUAAGAUGAUUGCAUACGGUGAGGAGAUGCACGCUGUGCACACCUCUUUAGGCUGGCCGCCGCCGGAUGUCAGCCUUGAAACUUCGAUAGUUGGUCCAAUGUAUUGGGUAUAUGUGUAUAGCGCCCAUCCUCAGGACAAGAAAAGGGCGAUAAAAAUUUUGCAAGAAACAAAGCAAAGAGAAGGGCCAUGGGAUGCCAAACAGAUUUUGACGAUGCUAAAAUGGGAUGCGGAACGGCAGUGCAGCUGCGAGACGUUACGCAAGUGGGGAGGCGACGCCAAUUGCUAUGAGCAUUUUAAAUAA